Zerene cesonia (dogface butterfly) is the source of this 3063-nucleotide messenger RNA. It is a transcript of the gene PICK1, whose product is annotated as PRKCA-binding protein. The transcript has 12 exons. Gene Ontology annotation, molecular function: protein kinase C binding; phospholipid binding; protein domain specific binding. Gene Ontology annotation, biological process: intracellular protein transport; dendritic spine maintenance; regulation of Arp2/3 complex-mediated actin nucleation. Bases 74 to 1981 code for a protein of 635 amino acids. Lineage: Eukaryota; Metazoa; Arthropoda; Insecta; Lepidoptera; Pieridae. The record is from RefSeq and is a predicted model, not a curated record. Gene Ontology annotation, cellular component: trans-Golgi network membrane; synaptic vesicle; neuron projection.
AUUUUGUACUUCGUUUUUCUCGUAAAUUAUAAUAUAUUGUUAAAAGAAGUUAAAAAAAUGAUGCAAGAAUACGAUGACGAUUUUUUUUUCGAAGAGGACAAAAUGUGCGUAUUUAAACAACAUAAAUAAGUAUUUAUUUAAAUGUGUUUUAUCAGUGUUUAUCAGUGUACUUCCCUUUUGUAUUGCAGAAUGUGUUUUAUUUGAGUUGGCUGUUUAUUUAGUUAACGUUUUUGUGACCAGGCUCAUGUCGCAGAGAGUGCAAAUCCAACCUUUUUACGAUCCAAAUUAUUUUCUGAAAAUGAUAAAUAUUGGACACAGUAUGUUUGAAGAUAAAAUCAAACCUAAAACGGAUUUACCGAAAACGACCAAUUUAUUACUCCCCAUCGAUGAAAGUGCUUCUGUGGUUAUUGAAGACGUUAAGAUUCCAGAUAUUCCAAUACGUCUCGAAAUAGUAGAAGAUACGGAGAAGCCAGAGUGCGUUUAUAACGAUUUAAGAAAAGAACGAUAUAUGCUACAAUACCAGAACCUUAUGGGUAUGACUGUAACAUCUGGUAGCGUAAUAUUGACAAAAGAUGAGAAAAAUCUCAUAGGAAUUAGUAUAGGAGGCGGUGCUCCAUUAUGCCCUUGUCUUUAUAUCGUUCAGAUAUUUGAUAACACGCCAGCUUCCAAAGAUGGCACCUUACAGAGCGGAGACGAACUGGUGGGAGUGAACGGACAGACCGUGAAGGGAAAGACGAAAGUUGAAGUUGCCAAGAUGAUACAAGCGGCUAAGGACCAAGUAACAAUCAACUAUAAUAAACUGCACGCGGACCCGAAACAGGGCAAAUCUCUAGACAUAAUAAUGAAGAAAAUGAAACAUCGCUUGGUUGAAAAUAUGUCGUCGGGGACAGCUGACGCUUUGGGACUGUCCAGGGCUAUACUCUGCAAUGAUACUUUGGUAGCGAAGCUAAAUGAAAUGAGAGACACGGAAGCUACGUAUAAACGACUUGUGGAAUUGGCUAAGAGGAUGCUAAAGUCGUAUUUUGAUUUGCUCCAAACGUUCAAAUCCCUGGGCGACAUUUUUGCCGGCAUCGGAGUAAGGGAGCCUCAAGCUAGGGCGUCAGAGGCGUUCUCCAAAUUUGGACAGUACCAUAGAUCGUUGGAGAGGGAUGGGAUUAAAAUGCUGAAGACUUUAAAACCUAUAUUAGCAGAUAUGGGCACGUAUUUGCAUAAAGCGAUACCGGACACCAAACUAACAAUACGCAAGUACGCAGACACCAAGUUCGAGUAUUUAUCCUACUGCUUGAAAGUGAAGGAGAUGGACGACGAGGAGUAUGGGUAUAACGCGCUGCAGGAGCCCUUGUAUAGGGUGGAAACGGGGAAUUAUGAGUAUAGACUGAUCCUCCGAUGCCGUCAAGACGCUAGAUCCAGGUUUGCAAGGCUCCGAUCUGAUGUCCUAGUCAAGCUGGAAUUGCUGGACAAUAAAAAGACGCAGGACGUGGCCUAUCAGCUCAAGAGGUUCAUACAGGGUCUGGCUGUGUAUCACAAUGAAACAGUGGAACACUUACAAGAGAACGCCUCGUUAUUCCCAGUUGAAGUGGAUCUAUCACAAAAUGCAUUCCAGUACAAAUCCACAGCGCAGAUUAUACAGGACAAUCAAGACGAUGAAGAAGAAAUCGAAUUUGGUAAAGAACUUAAAGAGUAUCACGAUCUAUCAGACGAAGAUAACACAACGAAACCAACGAACAGGCGGCAAACGAAAGACAUUGACAGCGAACUGACGGAACAACUACUCCCCGGACUGACAGACGUCAAAAAUGACACUGACAGCUCGAAAAAUGACAGCAUGACAGCUGAUAGCUUGACGCUUUUGACGGAAUUAGGUUUGGCGGACACGAAAGACGAUUUCGGCGACUUUCAAAAUGGAACGAAUGAAUUUGGCUCAAAAGACACGACUGAUGACGUAUUUGAUAAAUUGCUGAGUGAUUUAAAUAUACAUUAGUUUACGAUUUUGUACUGUUGUUAUAAUUGUGUAAUAAAUAAAUAUUUCUUUGUUAAUAUUCUCAAAUAAAACUGUAUUAACAAUGGUUGUUUUAUUCCUAACACUAAAGUUUAAUCUUCUUUUAUAAGGGUAAUUAAAUUAGGAUAAUGGAGGGAAAUAAAAAAUAGUUUCAUAAACAAGACUUUUAUUACAAUAAUCACUUUAAGUUUUGUACUUAUUAUCUUACCAAUUAAAAAAUUGAAAACAUACAAUACAACACCACGUUUCAGAGCCUUGGUGAACCCUGGUAGAUAUUUUCAUAUCUAAGAAUAGAUACUUCUAUACAGUCUUAAAAAAGUCUAAUUUCAAACCUAAACGUAAUGUGUACGUUAAUACAAAGUUGGAAUGUAUUAAGAAUUAGAACACAUUCUAUCAUGCAGAUAAAAGAAAUAAGUAAAAAAUCUUUGUUAAUACACAAGGUAUUAAAAUACUAGGUACUUAUUUCUCAAAUAACUUUUACCACUUUCAGAUUGAACUCGUUCAUCGGAAAUAACAUAUGCCUAGAAAUUAAUAAUGCUUUCUAAUAAUAUACGACUUGACGGUUUGUAAGAAAAUCCAAUUUUAAAAAAUCGGAAAUCCAUAAUUUAAUCGCUUUACUUAACUUUCGCGAAUUUCCGAUGUUGAUUAUUAUUUAUUGUAUGAAUUUAUAGAUCUCGCAUGUUUCGUCCAAUCAAAUAAUGUGUCAAUAAAGGGAAUAAAUAUUUUUUCUAGGCUUAAAAAUCGUAACAUUUAAUUAUCUAUGGAUAGUGGGGGAUGUGGUAAGUCACAGGUUUGUGUGGGGGUUCAAAAUAAUGUUUCAAUCGUUCAAUUUGAUAUGGGUCGACGACAAACGGCGUCUUUCUUGUGUAAUGCUCUUUCACAUAAUGCUUCGCGUAUGGAGCCGGCAGAUGUUUGUGGUGUUUAUGCAGGUCGAAGUCAGCUGUCAGCUUGUGCAGUUUUGACACGGCCUUUUCCUUCAAGUGCUUCAGCCCAGAUUGCACUUUUUCGGCGACUUUGUCAAAUUGCAAAUGACAUGUCACUAGAUGCAGUAGCAACAAGGUUAU